CCGGUGCUAUCAUUCGACAGUUGCGAUUUGUGGCGGUCAGACGUGCGAUAAUCUAAGGAAGUGUAUUACAAACAAAAACUAGCUGGCGAUGUAUCCGCAACUGGAAACGGAAGCUGAGGCUCUGGAAAAGGCCACUGCGCGGGCUCUUCUACCAGGUGCCAUUAGCAAGCCGGCAAGUGAAGCCGGCAAAGCUCCAACCGCCAGCAAGUGGAAGCGACGCCUGCACCGCCACAUUCCGGUCUUCCAAUGGCUGCCACUUUACAACACCGAGUGGGGAAUCGACGACUUCAUAGCCGGCGUCACCCUGGGACUCACCAUCAUUCCGGAGAGCAUGGCCUGUGCCCUGCUGGCGGGACUGCCCGCUCGCUAUGGCCUAUGUUCGGCCUUCAUCGGACCGUUGGUGUAUAUGGUGUUUGGGUCCAUCGAUAAGGUCAUCAUCGGACCUACCAGCCUGGUGGCUCUGGUUAGCGUCCAGUUCACCGUGGGACGACCCAUCGAAUUCGCCUUUCUGCUCACAUUCCUCAGCGGAAUUGUGCAGAUCAUAAUGGGCACGCUGAGAAUGGGAUUUAUCUUCGAGUUUAUCUCCAUGCCAGUAAUCAAAGCCUUUUCCUCGGCCACUGCCAUUCUGGUGAUAGAAUCUCAGCUGAAAGUCCUUUUGGGCAUUAAAUACUUAGUCGCUGGCUUACUGAACUCGAUUAGAAUGCUGAGUUCCCGCAUUGAAGAUUCCAAUAUGGCUGAUCUCACCGUUGGCGUUUGUGCCAUUAUUUUCCUGCUCCUAUUGGAGUUUUUGGAUCGUGUGGCUAAUAAUGAAAAUCGCAACAAAAUUCUGAGGAUCUGCUGUCGAUACUUGUCUACCUCAAGGAAUACUUUGAUUGUACUCAUUGCUGCCAUUGUCUCCUAUAUUUGGAUUCAAAAAGCUGGCCAAGUACCUUUUGCUCUUAGCAAGAAUGCCUUGGCCACCCUGCCCAAUUUCACCGUGCCCAGCUUGGCAAUUGUAACACCAGAGCGAAGCUACAGUUUCUGGGAGGUAUUGAAGGAACUGAACAUCGGUAUUGUAGUCAUACCAAUUGUUGGCAUACUAACGAAUAUAUCGAUUGGAAAGUUAACUCCCAAGGGCCUGGUGGAUACAAAUCAGGAGCUCCUCACUGUCGGCCUCUGCAAUAUGUUCGGAUCCUGUGUGCAGGCGAUGCCUUCGUCAGGAGCAUUUACCCGCUACGCCAUUAGCACUGCCUGUGGCCUCAGGACUCCCAUGGCCAAUCUGUAUUUGGGCAUUAUUGUGCUGCUGGCCUUAAGCUACCUUAGUCCGUACUUCAACUACAUUCCAGAAGCGACGUUGGCGGCCAUCCUUAUAUGCUCGAUAUUCACGUUGCUGGACUUCAAACUGCCGCUGCGAUUGUGGCGCGAUUCAAAGCGCGAUUUCGCAACCUGGCUGCUGUGCUUCUUGGUGUCCGUUCUUUUUGGCGUGGAGGUGGGCCUGUUCGUGAGCAUCGUGGUGACCGCCCUGCACCUGCUCUUCCUGUGGGCACGGCCCGAGAUCCGGGUGAAGAUAGAGCAGCUGGAGGAGAUGCAGUAUAUCCGGGUGACGCCGGGCAACGGCAUCCACUUCCCGGCCAUCAAUUACCUGAGGGAGCGAGUGCUCAAGGCUUGUACGCAAGCGGACUUCAAGAUUACAGUCGUGAUCGAUGGACAGCGCAUCAGCGGCAUGGACUACACCGCGGCCCAGGGAAUAUCGAAGCUGUCCAGCGAUCUGUGCCGCCAGGCGGACGCCUCCAGCUCCACACUGCUAAUCCUGUUUAGAUUUCCGGAGCACUUGCAGCGCCUCAUUGAUCACACGGACAACCUGGUCUUCUGUGAGAGCGAGCACAAGGUCAAGGAGUUCCUCACACAGGAGUCCCUGCGCAACGGCUACAUCAACCUGAAGGAGCACAUAAGGGCCUCCAUCGACUUGGGCUACACAGUCGACAUCGAUUAGGGGCACUCGCCCCCUAGUUAGCUGUUUGUGUUAUUUAUUUAAGUUUAGUUGGAGAAAUUGUCGUCCAUGGCUGGCUGCAAAUGGAAAUAAAAGUGAAGAAAAAGUGGAACAAAUGCCUUGAUGGCAGCAAUUUAUAAAAUCCCCCCAAUCCCCCGACAACUGACCUCUGGAGGACGUUGGCGAGCAGAAUAGAUGCGGUGCGGUGCCGCUGGCGACGCCGUCAAUGAUUUCCAAGCUAAUGGAUUUCUGUUUACUUUUUCACUUAGAGCGGCCGCCAAGGAGGCAAAAGAGGAUUGGUGGCAAGAGCAGGAGCAGAAGCAGAAACAGCAGCAGCUGAAGCAUAAGCAUGAGGAAAAAAACAAGGAAUUGAAAAACAGUGCAAAAGAAAUUAGAGAAAAGGGAAAGCGAACAGCUAACUUCCUUAACCAAAAAAAAGAACAAAAUGAAAACAAGGUGCGCUAGAAAAAGUACAAAAAAGCUGCUUAAAAGAAACUGCAAGAAAUUAAACUAAAAUCCUAGCGUAAAGUGAAUCAAACGCAAUAAAAACAAGCCAUGGCAUAAAUUAAGUUAGCCAAGAGCGAAAUCGGACUACUCUGUCAAUUAAAAAUGCGAUCAAAAGUGGUAUAAAAAUAUAUGUUAUUAAAAUGUUUCUCGCAUUUCGAAACUUUCCUAUUUUUGUAUACUUUGUGUAAAAUAUUAUAGCAAUUAUAGCAAACAUAUUUCUUACUUAAACAUCAUGGAAAGCGGACAAAAUUGUUAAAAGUUCCAAAUAUAUAUAAACGUGGCUAUAAUGUAAGUCAUAGGAAAAACUAAAAUUAAGAUGAAUGAAUAUACAAACACUGGUAGAUUUGAAUUAAUAUUAUGUUAUAUUGUAAAAUAAACCAAGUUUAUGUCAGUUAAGUUAUAGAGCAUUAAAAAGAAAGCAACGAAAUCUAAAGCGAGGCGAGUUAAUUACGUAAGGUUAAGGAAGCG
Molecule: messenger RNA, 2944 nt
Organism: Drosophila elegans
Lineage: Eukaryota; Metazoa; Arthropoda; Insecta; Diptera; Drosophilidae
Product: sodium-independent sulfate anion transporter
Exons: 5
Coding region: 89-1972 (627 amino acids)
Biological process (GO): transmembrane transport
Cellular component (GO): membrane
Molecular function (GO): sulfate transmembrane transporter activity
Source: RefSeq, a predicted model, not a curated record